ACAAAAUUGUUAUCUAAUGUUUAUCAGGUGCGCAUUAAACAAAUGAUAAGAUAUAUAUCCUUUCCUAUUUUUAUCCGGUCCUCAUAUUAUAUUUGUCCAUAUCUUAUCAUGUCCACCAGACGGGCCUUAAUACAAAUCAAAUUCCAAGGUAAAACCAAGCACCGACCCCUCACAUUACUACCACCGUAAGGGCAUUUCCGUCAUUCCAAGUGCAAUAGUACGGUGCCAAGCCCUAUAUUACUCACCACCGCAAUCAUCUCCCCGGCAAACGAAAAUUAAUUAAUUAAUUAAUUAAUUUUUUUAAAAAAAAGGCAAGCGAAAGAGAGAAGAGCAACGAGACGUACCGAGUUGAAGCAAAGAAUCCCGGAAUCCAUCGCCGGCGAUGGUGAUGAUGAGGUCGUUCCCGGAACGGCCAUGGUUCAUCCUCCUCACGGCGGCGUUCCUCAUCUGCGGCGCCAUGAUGAUCUCCACCGUCCUCCGCCCUUCAAUCCCAUCACUCUGCCCCAUCCCUCCCGCUAGCUCCGAUCUCCGUCCAGCCAUCCUCCACUACGCCACAUCCUCAAUCGUUCCCCAACAAUCACUCUCCGAGAUCCGUCUCUCCUUCGACGUCCUUCGAUCCAUCUCUCCCUGCAACUUCCUCGUCUUCGGCCUCGGCCAUGACUCCAUCAUGUGGACCUCCUUCAACCCCUCCGGCACCACUGUCUUUCUCGAAGAAGACCCCAAAUGGACCCAAUCCGUCCUCCAAUCCGCCCCCGAUCUCACCGCCCACACCGUCCGUUACCCCACCCAUCUCUCCGACGCCGAUCAUCUCCUCCAGAGCUACAAAUCCGAGCCCUCAUGCCUCCCUCCGCACGCUUAUCUCAAGGACAAUCAUCGCUGCCCGUUGGCCCUCGCCGACCUCCCAAGCUCGAUCUACGAUCGCGAAUGGGAUUUGAUCAUGAUUGACGCUCCACGAGGCUACUUCAACGAGGCACCCGGCCGGAUGGGAGCGAUCUGGUCCGCCGCCGUGAUGGCCCGCUCCAGGACUCGUCCCGGUGACACCCAUGUCUUCCUUCACGACGUCGAUCGCAAGGUCGAGAAGACGUUCGCCAUGGAAUUCCUUUGCAAGAAGUACUUGGUCGGCGGCACCGGAAGAAUCUGGCAUUUCAAAAUCCCUCCGGCUAAGAACCAUACCUCUGCCACCCAGUUUUGUUGAGAUUCUCCAAAACUUAAGGGUCUUCUUCGCAAGUUUCCCUUUUUUUAUUUAUAUAAAAAUUUAGAGCAA
Dioscorea cayenensis subsp. rotundata (Guinea yam) is the source of this 1264-nucleotide messenger RNA. Its product is annotated as probable methyltransferase At1g27930. Gene Ontology annotation, biological process: xylan biosynthetic process. The coding region runs from base 383 to 1195 and encodes 270 amino acids. The transcript has a single exon. Lineage: Eukaryota; Viridiplantae; Streptophyta; Magnoliopsida; Dioscoreales; Dioscoreaceae. The record is from RefSeq and is a predicted model, not a curated record.